Pocillopora verrucosa is the source of this 2882-nucleotide messenger RNA. Its product is annotated as sodium-coupled monocarboxylate transporter 1. Lineage: Eukaryota; Metazoa; Cnidaria; Anthozoa; Scleractinia; Pocilloporidae. The record is from RefSeq and is a predicted model, not a curated record. Gene Ontology annotation, cellular component: membrane. Gene Ontology annotation, molecular function: symporter activity. Gene Ontology annotation, biological process: transmembrane transport; sodium ion transport.
ACGGUAGUAGUUUCCGGUCGCCGGCCGCGUUUCAUUCGCAUAUCGCUUCUUGGCAUUAGUAUUUCAUGCAAAUUCAACGCACUGCACUGAAGUGAUUUUCAUUGUGUUCGUGACCCAUAUUAGCAUAUUGAUCCCGGUUGGGUAGAAAUACGGCCGACCGUUGGUUCCUCUGAACAAUCGCUCAGUACUGUACUAUAAUUGCAGCAAGCUUACACCGCUAACCAUUUGCAGCUGGAAUCAGAGCCAUGGCUGAAGGAAACGAUAAGUUUAGCGUUGUCGACUAUGUUGUUUUCUCUAUCAUGUUGCUUAUCUCGGCGCUGAUCGGGAUUUGGUAUGGCUGCGGACCGGGCGGAAGGCAAAAAACAACAGCUGAAUAUCUUCUAGCGAACCGUAAAAUGGGUGCUUUGCCUGUGGCAAUUUCUCUUCUGGUUUCAUACCUCUCAGCUAUCACUUUGCUUGGAGUUCCAUCGGAGAUUUACACCUACGGAGCUCAGUAUUAUGUGCUGAUUCUAUCCUACCCCAUCAUCUGUGGUACCAUGGCCAUUAUAUUUGUACCCAUGUUCAGACGUGUGAAGAUAACAUGCGCUAAUGAGUAUUUGGAACGGCGCUUCUCUGUAGGAGUUCGAAUGGUUGGUUGCUUGUUUUUCAUUCUGGAAUACACCCUGUAUUUGUUUGUUGUUCUGUAUGCACCUUCCCUUGCAUUGGAGGCUGUUGCUGGAAUUCCACUCUCUGCAUCCAUUCUCACGACUGGAAUUGUGUGCACAUUCUAUACCAGCCUGGGAGGCCUCAAGGCUGUGAUUUGGACUGAUGUUUUUCAGUCCAUGAUUAUGGUUGGAGGUCUUAUCACUGUGGUGAUAGUGGGAAGCAAUGAGGUUGGAGGUUUUAAUGAAGUAUGGAAAAUCAACAAAGAUUUUGACCGUCUUAACUUCUUUGACUUCAACCCAGAUCCCAAGGUUCGCAACACUUUUUGGACACUGACAAUUGGUGGGGCAUUUACCGCCAUGCCAGUUUGGACAGUCAGUCAGACAGCGGUACAGCGCUUUCUGGCCAUCAAGUCAUUCAAGCUUGCUAAAAGAGCGGUGUGGCUGAAUGUCCCUGGACUGAUCUUGAUUGUGACUCUCUGUUUUUUUGACGGACUGGUUAUUUUUGCCAACUAUGCUUUCUGCGAUUUACGAGUAGAAAAGAAAAUCACAAGCAAUGACCAGACUCUCCCGUAUUUUGUGAUAAACAAGCUUGGACACUUGAAAGGGCUGCCGGGAAUGUUUACAGCUGUCCUUUACGCUGGAGCUCUCAGCACUGCUUCCUCUGCUCUGAACGCCAUGGCCCUGGUCAGCUUGGAGGAUGUUGUCAAAAAGAAAGUCCCGGAUAUUACUGACUCUGAUGCUGCCAAGCUGUGCAAGAUUAUUGCUCUGACAUUUGGUGUGAUCGUCAUUGGAGGCGCUUUCGUCGUGAAGUAUGUUGGAACUAUGGUUUUGCAGUUGGCUUACAGCAUCUUCGGAAUCUGUGGUGGUCCAUUGCUAGGAAUAUUUCUCCUUGGAAUGUUUGUUCCACGCGCAAACUCAAAGGGUGCCUAUUUUGGUGUGUUCACCGGAGCUGCUCUAACCACGUGGGUUUUCCUCGGAUCCGUAUUGUUUCCCCCUAACAAAUACCCAGGUCUCCGCUCGGUUCGGGGAUGUGAGUUUUAUAUUAAUGCGUCACUUGCCAACAGCACAUAUCCUGAUGGCUCCUACAACAACGCAUCAGCCAAGAUUUUGGACCAGUAUGGAGAUGGAUUAAUCAGAAACGAAUUCAAAGGCCACAGUGCGGCCAUCGCUGAUUUCUACAGCAUGUCCUAUCUGUGGUUUAGUGCCCUGUCUGUUCUCACUUCCUUCACCGUUGGAUGCAUAAUGAGCCUCAUUCUUGAAACUAAAGAGGAUAAGGAGAAGGAGAUCGACCCUAAGCUACUGUUCCCGCUAAAGGAAUGGCUGUGGUCCUUCCUUCCUGGCCAUUCUUUCAAAUGGGACUUCGAAGAUGAGGAGGAGGAGGAUGAAGUGGUGCCUAUUCAUGAGGAUGAGAUCAAGGUCAACUGGGAUGACACUCCGCCGGUAGAUUCGAAAGGCAAACAGGAAAAACUCGAAAUGGGAAACUUGUACACCAAUAAUUUGAUGGAGAAUGGCAACAUGUAAUGACACGUAAUUUGAACAACCGCAUUUACAAUUUCAUUGCCGUUUCCAACUCCAUAUUUUUAUAAUUGCUUUUGAAGUUAAGUUAAAGCGUUUUUUGGGCUAAUUACCGUCAUUUACCUUUGUAAAAUUGUUAGUGGUUGGAGUAAAGAAAGACGGCCUUUAUGUCGAUAGUAACCUUAGAUAGUGUUGUGAACUGGGACAAGAAAAUUAAAAAAACCAUAACAUUAAUGUGUUCGCCUCAGAAUUGAAGUAUAUCACCCUUGAGGUUUGGCCAUUUAAUUUAGACGAAAAAUGGCUAUUUUCUUCAUUUCUCUGUGUUAGUAUUUAAACUUGCUAAUUCCGACGAAAAAGUUUUAAAUUCAGCGAGCAUUGCAGAUUAGUGUGAGAUGUUUUUGACUGUCAUGCGUUUGGUAAUCUGUUAAGACAGAUCACAAUUUUUUGCAUUAAAAAAUUAAAAGGUCCAAAGUUCUCAUGUCAUUUCCUAGAUAAAGAAUGAAUUGAAUUUAAAUAAACAACUUUGAUACGUUAAUUUUUGAUGUAUAAAACAAUUACAGAACGAGACGGAAAUAGGCUACAGCAACGCAAGUCAUAUAAAUAAAAUUAUAUAAAUUUUGUGAUAUUUACUCAUUUUCAACGAUGUUUUUCCCAGUAGAGAAUUGACUUCGAUGGUCUUUUAUCUUGGGGGCAACAACAGAAUAAACAGUACGAAAUCUGUAA